AUGGAGCUGGCUCCCGGUGCCAUACUCAGCACAGAUCGGUUCAUUAGAGGGAUCAGUCUAAUACAGAGAGUCGCAAAAUUAGAAAAAUGCAGUAAUUAUCAAAAGGUCUAUGGAAGCAGCCAUCGAGACCAAUUUGUGUUUCGCCAAGGUGCUUUUAUGAAAACAAACGUCCUUCGUUCCCGUGUAUUUCCACCUGUCGACAAUAAUCAAAAUAUUAUUGCUGGAGAUGAUAGAGCGAAUAUUUUUGUUGGCUUAGCUGCUUUGCAUACUCUUUUUGUGCGGGAACAUAAUCGGUUGGUUUUAUGGAACAAUAAAUUAUUUUUUAUUAAAAGUAUCAGGGAUCUAACCGGAUUGAUUACAGAAAAUAUUGAAUUUACAUGA
Meloidogyne enterolobii is the source of this 381-nucleotide messenger RNA. The record is from the annotation of a GenBank genome assembly. Lineage: Eukaryota; Metazoa; Nematoda; Chromadorea; Rhabditida; Meloidogynidae.